Molecule: messenger RNA, 1586 nt
Organism: Pongo pygmaeus (Bornean orangutan)
Lineage: Eukaryota; Metazoa; Chordata; Mammalia; Primates; Hominidae
Gene: PRKAG3
Product: protein kinase AMP-activated non-catalytic subunit gamma 3
Exons: 13
Coding region: 1-1470 (489 amino acids)
Biological process (GO): regulation of catalytic activity; protein phosphorylation
Cellular component (GO): cytoplasm; nucleus; nucleotide-activated protein kinase complex
Molecular function (GO): AMP binding; protein kinase regulator activity; protein kinase binding
Source: RefSeq, a predicted model, not a curated record
AUGGAGCCGGAGCUGGAGCACGCACUGCGCAGGACCCCUUCCUGGAGCAGCCUUGGGGGUUCUGAGCAUCAAGAGAUGAGCUUCCUAGAGCAAGAAAACAGCAGCUCAUGGCCAUCACCAGCUGUGACCAGCAGCUCAGAAAGAAUCCGCGGGAAACGGAGGGCCAAAGCCUCGAGAUGGACAAGGCAGAAGGCGGUGGAGGAAGGGGAGCCACCGGGUCAGGGGGAAGGUCCCCAGUCCAUGCCAGCUGCUGAGUCCACCGGGCUGGAGGCCACAUUCCCCAAGGCCACACCCUUGGCUCAAGCUGAUCCUGCCGGGGUGGGCACUCCACCAAUAGAGUGGGACUGCCUCCCCUCUGACUGUACAGCCUCAGCUGCAGGCUCCAGCACAGAUGAUGUGGAGCUGGCCACGGAGUUCCCAGCCACAGAGGCCUGGGAGUGUGAGCUAGAAGGCCUGGUGGAAGAGAAGCCUGCCCCGUGCCUGUCCCCACAGGCCCCAUUUCCCAAGCUGGGCUGGGAUGACGAACUGCGGAAACCCGGCGCCCAGAUCUACAUGCGCUUCAUGCAGGAGCACACCUGCUACGAUGCCAUGGCAACUAGCUCCAAGCUGGUCAUCUUCGACACCAUGCUGGAGAUCAAGAAGGCCUUCUUUGCUCUGGUGGCCAACGGUGUGCGGGCAGCCCCUCUAUGGGACAGCAAGAAGCAGAGCUUUGUGGGGAUGCUGACCAUCACUGACUUCAUCCUGGUGCUGCAUCGCUACUACAGGUCCCCCCUGGUCCAGAUCUAUGAGAUUGAACAACAUAAGAUUGAGACCUGGAGGGAGAUCUACCUGCAAGGCUGCUUCAAGCCUCUGGUCUCCAUCUCUCCUAAUGACAGCCUGUUCGAAGCUGUCUACACCCUCAUCAAGAACCGGAUCCAUCGCCUGCCUGUUCUGGACCCGGUGUCAGGAAACGUACUCCACAUCCUCACACACAAACGCCUGCUCAAGUUCCUGCACAUCUUUGGUUCCCUGCUGCCCCGGCCCUCCUUCCUCUACCGCACUAUCCAAGAUUUGGGCAUCGGCACAUUCCGAGACUUGGCUGUGGUGCUGGAGACAGCACCCAUCCUGACUGCACUGGACAUCUUUGUGGACCGGCGUGUGUCUGCACUGCCUGUGGUCAACGAAUGUGGUCAGGUCGUGGGCCUCUAUUCCCGCUUCGAUGUGAUUCACCUGGCUGCCCAGCAAACCUACAACCACCUGGACGUGAGUGUGGGAGAAGCCCUGAGGCAGAGGACACUAUGUCUGGAGGGAGUCCUUUCGUGCCAGCCCCAUGAGAGCUUGGGGGAAGUGAUCGACAGGAUUGCUCGGGAGCAGGUACACAGGCUGGUGCUAGUGGAUGAGACCCAGCAUCUCUUGGGCGUGGUCUCCCUCUCCGACAUCCUUCAGGCGCUGGUGCUCAGCCCUGCUGGCAUUGAUGCCCUCGGGGCCUGAGAAGAUCUGAGUCCUCAAUCCCAAGCCACCUGCACGCCUGGAAGCCAAUGAAGGGAGCCAGAGAACUCAGCCUUCAUCUUCCCCCACCCCCAUUUGCUGGUUCAGCUAUGAUUCAG